AUGGUGCGCUCCGGGAAUGCUGUGCCACCUGCCCCAGCCCCUCCUCGGAGCCCACCCCGAGGGUUGAUGCAGGAUGUCAGCGGGCCACAGAGGGAGCUGCGCCCUCGGCUCUGCCACCUGCGGAAGGGACCUCAGGGCUAUGGGUUCAACCUGCACAGUGACAAGUCCCGGCCUGGCCAGUAUAUCCGCUCCGUGGACCCGGGCUCACCUGCUGCCCACUCUGGACUCCGUGCCCAGGACAGACUCAUUGAGGUAAAUGGGCAGAACGUGGAGGGGCUGCGCCACGCUGAGGUCGUUGCCAGCAUCAAGGCACAAGAGGAUGAGGCCCGGCUACUGGUGGUGGACCCAGAGACUGAUGAGCACUUCAAGCAGCUACGGAUCACGCCCACUGCAGAGCACGUGGAAGGUGUCCUGCUGUUACCUGUCACCAAUGGGACCAGCCCUGCCCAGCUCAAUGGUGGCUCUGUGUGCUCCUCCCGAAGUGACCUGCCAGGCUCUGACAAGGACAUUGAGGACGGCAGUGCCUGGAAGCGGGACCCCUUCCAGGAGAGCGGCCUACACCUGAGCCCCACAGCAGCUGAAGCCAAGGAGAAGGUUCGAGCCACACGGGUCAACAAGCGGGCGCCACAGAUGGACUGGAACCGGAAGCGUGAGAUCUUCAGCAACUUCUGAGCCCCUCCCUGCCUGUUCUCUUGGCCCCCGGACCUCAGCUGCCCAGAACUCCUCAAGCCUGAGUGGACUGAGGUGGUCCCCCGCUGCC
This is a messenger RNA of Carlito syrichta (Philippine tarsier), 760 nucleotides long. RefSeq names its product SLC9A3 regulator 2 (gene NHERF2). Gene Ontology annotation, molecular function: signaling receptor binding; protein-membrane adaptor activity. The record is from RefSeq and is a predicted model, not a curated record. The transcript is spliced from 6 exons. Gene Ontology annotation, biological process: protein localization to plasma membrane. Gene Ontology annotation, cellular component: apical plasma membrane. Bases 1 to 672 code for a protein of 223 amino acids. NCBI's taxonomy places the organism in Eukaryota, Metazoa, Chordata, Mammalia, Primates, Tarsiidae.